AUGGAUGACAUCCUGGGGGACCUGCUGGGAGAUGAUGAGCCACCCAGACAGAAGACAAGCUCCUCUGGGAGACAGAGAACACCUGAGAAAUCAAAAGUAGACUUUGAUGAUGACUUCUAUGCCAAUCUAGCAGCUGAAGCUGAUGAUGAUGAGAUGUCAGAGGUGUCUGAGGCAGAUCCUCAACAAGUGAUUGGAUCAAUGGGGGACAUUGAUGACAUGGAUGCAGAAUUGUUUGGCAGCUCCCUGAAGAGAAAGAAAACCCCACCCUCCAGGGGCAGUGCUGUCAGUACCCCACCUUCCAGGGGUGGGGACAACAAACCCUCAUCCCCCUCUCUCAAAACAAAGUCUGGCUCCCCUACAUCUGCAAGGAAGUCUGUAACUUUUUCUGACAACAAGAAGCCGCCCACCACCAGUUCUGAUGUCAGCAGUUCUUACAAUUUGGACAUCUCUGUGUCUGUGGGACCUGACAAGGACUCCAGUGCCCAUGAGCCAAAGGACAGCCAGUCUCCAGACCCUACCAGGAAAUCUAGUCCCAGGGGAUACAAGGGCAAGAAAUUCCAGACAGACUUUGGAGAUUUUGAUGAGGAUGACCCACUGAAGGGUUUACUGUCAGAUGAUGAAGAUGCCCAGCCAAAGAAGAAGAAACCUGCCAAGAAAACACCCCAAAGAAAAGAGCCACAAACUCCACCUGAAGCAAAACAGGGUGGAGUAGUCCCCAGAGCUGAGGAGAUAUCUCCCAGGACAUCAGAACCUGAGAGACCACGUACCUCUCACGGCAGGAGACAGGAGGAGGGGGAGGAGGACAGGAGAGUACAGACUGCUCCUCCUGACAGCCAGGGGGAGAAGAAACAACCAGAUCUGACCUCCAGCCCCCGUCAGGAGAAAACUGCAGCCUCCAGGAGGGGCAAACCUAAGAGGGAGGAAAUCUCGUUUGACGAUGAUGAUGAUGACUUGAUGGGAACGCUGGGGUUUGAUGACAGCCCGCGGCAGGAGAAGAAGGUCGUGCAGAAGAAACAAGACGACCCGGAAGAGGAUGGUAAGUCUGCCAAGUCCAGGUUUGAUGCCCUGCUGGGAGUGGGAACAGCCAAGAAGCUCCUGGAGAGACCAGGGACAGGGGAGAGGAGGGAGUUCUCCCUGGACAAGUACAAAAAACCACAGCAAGAGGAGAAGAAAGAGAAGGAGCCCACAGAUGAAGACUUUAACUUCGGUUCCUACAUGCCGUCAGCUGCUGCCAAAACUCCUCCAUCCAGGGGGAGACCUCGAACAGGCGACCGGUCUGUCAGGUUUGAGGAUGAUGAUGACAUCUUUGGCUCCCCCCAAGGGAAGCCCCCCUCCCGAGGGGGUCGGAGAAGUGCUCUGGAUGACCUGUUAGACCCCUCCCCUGGGGCCAAGAAACCUCCAACCCCCCAGUCUGGAAAAGUGAAAACUCCUGCUGAGAAAGACAAGGACACAGACUGGCUUGGCCUGAAAGACUCGGACAGCAAGUCUAACAACCCAUCUGAUUGGCUGGGAAUGGUCUCCUCCGGCAAAACUGACCAAUCAGGUACCGUCUCUGAUUCAACUCCUGCCAAGAAGGAUGGGAAGGACACGAGUAGUUCCGUGGCGGAUUUUCUCGGGCUUGGCGAUGAGGUUGACCCUGAUACGCUGACCACGAGUACGAGAGGACACCAGGAUGCGCCGUUUCCGUCAUCUGUGGACGAGGGGAAAGUGGACAUCUUCACGGCGCCCGCUUUACGAGACCAGACCUCCCCAUUCCCGUGGGACGGCCCGACGGGUGGUCGCCCGCGGAGACGCCAGCCCGGGACGGCGGGGCCGUUAGACGGCGGGUCAAUCUCUCCGCGAGGCAUCGGGCCGCUCGACGAGGAUCCAGUUCGAGACCACCCUCCCCUCAGAAGAAGCGGAGGAGAUCCCAUGUCUCUGGAUUCUCCUGUAGACCCACUGGGUCCUGUAACUCCACUGCCUAGGAGUAGUCCUGUUAUGUUAGGGAGGGAACAAAAUCAACCACAACAGCCAGAACAGCCGAGGAGGGGUACACAGCCUGCUAGGAGAGGGCUUCAAAUGGGAGAGGGACAGCAGAACACACAGGCAUGACUGUUCCUUGUUCAGCCUCCUUCACAGCCAACCGUGGGGACCAGUCGGCCUGGGUCCUCCCCCUCCAUGCCACAGGGACACACGGCGCCGUACGGAGCCAACGAGAGGCUGAGUUUAGAACUGCAGCAGCAGGCAGACAUGUUUAAACAGCAUCAGGAGAUGUUAGCCAGACAGAACCAGGAGAUGGUCAGGCAACAACAGGAACAGAUAAAGGCCUUACACAUGCAGCAGGAGAGACUGAUGCAGCAGAUCUCACCUCGUUCUCAGAUGGCCUCUCAUUCACCAAUGGCACCCCAAUCCCAGAUGGCACCCAAUUACCAGCUGCCAACUUAUCAACUGUCUACAAUGGGACAGUCACCUGCCAGUGUCAGCGAUCUAGAAAGCAAGAUCCGACAGCUGCAGGCAGAGCGGGAUCACCUGCAGAUCAUGUUAGAGUCCAGUAAACACCGUCACCAGGAGGAACUGACCAGUGUGGAGGAAGCUCACAAGGCACGGCUACAGCUGGCCGAGGAGUCAUUCCAGCGCAGGGAAGCAAGGCUGCGAGAGGAGAAUGAUCAGCUGGUGACUCAGCACCUGGCACGGCUGAAGACAGCUGAGGAGGAGAAGGCGCAGGUGCAGGCUGCUCACCACAAGAAGGUCUUAGAGCUGCAGGCUGAGAAGUCUGAGGAACUGGAAAGGAUCAAGGAACUUCAUAGAAAAUCCAUCCAGGAGCUUCAGUCAGACCAUGAGGACCAGCUAAACAGACUCCACAGGAUGAGAGAACAGGAGAUUGAGGCAGCUACAAGUGCUACAAGACAUACUAGAAACCUCCAAUCAGUGGUGCAGAGAGUUGAGGAGAACGCCAAGAACCUUGGGCAGCUGUCCUCCAAGCUGGAGGGGCACCACAUCUCAGGCCUGGAGGAGAGAGAGACAGCAGCCAGGGAACUGGAGAGACAGCUGAAAAUGCUACAGGAGAGACUGAGUCACCAGCAGGAGGAGAACGAGAGGGAGCGGACCAGGCUGCAGGACCUGAUUGGUCGUCUGGAGGCACGGCUGACGGACCAGGGGCGUCAGCUGGAGGAGGAGAGGUGGAAGGUCAAGUCUGAACAGAACAGGGUCCAGGCCCUGCAGAAGUCUCUGGAGGAAGAGCGUCGGUACCUGUCCCAGCAGCUGGCUAUGGAGAGAGAGUCUGUACAGAGGGCCAAGAACGAGCUCAUGGAGGAACAGAAACAGGUCAUGGCACAGUGUGCUGAGGAGAGGAGGAAACUGGCAACUGAGUGGGCUGAAUUCCACACUGCAGAAAGAGUUGCCAAGGAGAGGGCCACUGACCAAUCAGCACGCAGUAUCAAGACGGACGCAGAGAGAGAGAGCACCAUCAAAUCUCUGGCACAGGAGCAGGCCACCAUUACUGUCAAGUUGAACAACCUCAGACUGGAGGAGGAUCAACUCAAGCAGGAGAAAAUUGCCUUGGAUGGGAAAAGACAGUCUCUGGAUGCAGAAGCAGAGAAGAUGGCAUACCUCAGCAAACAGGUGGCCAGGAAGUCUGAGGAGAUUGAGGCAGUGAGUUUGGAGGCUUCUCAGAACAGAGAGGAGGGACAGAGGGCGCUGGCAGCGGCACGCAGGAUCGAGGAUGAGCACAACAAGAGACUGGGCACCAUCGAGUCUCAGUUACAGUAUCUCAGGCAACAGGAGAAACAGAUGGCAGAGGAACGUCUUUCACUUGCUAAGGACAAGAGAGAUCUGGAGCAGACAAUGGGAUCAUUUGUAUGCGUCAACUGCCGCACACCUGUUAGAGAUAACAGCAGAGGCUUUGGACAGCAGCCAAUCAACAUGCAGCAAUUAGGACCUCAACCAAUCAGCUACCAGCAAGUGCCACAAUCUUUACCACAGUCCAUGAUGACCUCUCCAUCUCAGGGUCUGUCGUCACCCCAGAUAGGGAUGGGCAUGCCUUCCCAGGAGUCCUCUUACACAUCGCCACAGGUUAAUGGGAGUUUAGGGUCCCCACAACACGAGAACGGGGUAAAUCCUGUGCCUUUUCACCCUGCCAUGUCCCCGGUAGCAGCUGAUUUGGCCAGGAAGUUGUUGAAUUGGAAGAACUCAUCAGAGAGGGACAAAGAAUACUUGGACAAUGAAAAGUUUUACUUAGAAACUCUGAAACAUUCCCCGUAUCACAGCAAUAGUUCAAGUCCUCAGAAAGUGACAUGACAACAGUUUGAACCAUUUUUUGUAUGCUGCAUACUCUUUAAGGUUCUCUUAUGGUGCUGGUAGAUUUGAAUUGCUUUCUGAAUCAACUAUCUUUAUUGAUAUAACUGAACAUACAUGUAUGUACCUUUACCAAACUUUA
This is a messenger RNA of Branchiostoma belcheri (Belcher's lancelet), 4414 nucleotides long. RefSeq names its product fas-binding factor 1-like. The transcript has 25 exons. The record is from RefSeq and is a predicted model, not a curated record. NCBI's taxonomy places the organism in Eukaryota, Metazoa, Chordata, Leptocardii, Amphioxiformes, Branchiostomatidae. Gene Ontology annotation, cellular component: ciliary transition fiber; centriole; ciliary basal body. Gene Ontology annotation, biological process: establishment of epithelial cell polarity; cilium assembly.